Messenger RNA from Aspergillus vadensis CBS 113365, 492 nucleotides. Its product is annotated as import motor complex subunit PAM16. The transcript is spliced from 2 exons. The coding region runs from base 1 to 492 and encodes 163 amino acids. The record is from RefSeq and is a predicted model, not a curated record. Gene Ontology annotation, biological process: protein import into mitochondrial matrix. Gene Ontology annotation, cellular component: TIM23 mitochondrial import inner membrane translocase complex. NCBI's taxonomy places the organism in Eukaryota, Fungi, Ascomycota, Eurotiomycetes, Eurotiales, Aspergillaceae.
AUGUCGGCACCAGUGACAGACCGGUAUGAAUACCGUCAGGGUCCGUUACAUACGUAUAGAUGCGAUGCAUCAGUCAAGGAAGAUGAGGCUCAUCGUAUCGUCACUCAAGUCGUCGUCACGGGCGCCCGUGUCUUCGGCAAGGCCUUCGCCGAGGCCUACAAGCAAGCCCAAGCCUCCUCCAAGUACGCCGCGCAGACGGGCAAGAAGGUCGGCGCCAGCAUGUCUUCCGGAUUGACUCUCGACGAGGCCUGCAAGAUUCUCAACGUCAAGCCCCCACAAAACGGCGAGGCCAACCUGGAGCAAGUGAUGGAACGUUUCAAGAAGCUGUUCGACCUCAACGAUCCCCAGAAGGGUGGUAGUUUCUACCUGCAAAGCAAGAUUCUUCGGGCCCGGGAGAGGUUAGAGAUGGAAGUCCGACAGGCCGAGCGCAAGAUGGCCGAGGAGAAGGAACUGCGCGAAGGCUGGAAGCCCAAGGUAUAUAAGGACCGGUGA